Molecule: messenger RNA, 3463 nt
Organism: Drosophila willistoni
Lineage: Eukaryota; Metazoa; Arthropoda; Insecta; Diptera; Drosophilidae
Gene: HPS4
Exons: 7
Coding region: 196-2754 (852 amino acids)
Biological process (GO): vesicle-mediated transport
Source: RefSeq, a predicted model, not a curated record
AGCACUGUUUCGGUGUAAAAAAUUCAUACAGUGUCGCGAUUUUCCGUUCCGUUAUGUUUUCGUGUUUUUGUGGUACAUAGAAAAUGAAUUAUAUUUUAUUUGGCAUAAUAACAUUGACAUUAAAGUAUAAUGAUUGAAAUAAAAGUGCAAUAGAUUGUUAAUUUAUCAAAAACGUUAGAUUAAACUGCAAUCAUAAUGGCCACAAAAGAGACCAUGAUUGUGUUUGUCUAUGACACGGAGUGUCUUCAGGAAGAGAGCGAUGAUCCCAUACAAGCUGUCCUCUAUUUCCAUCCCAGUUGGGUAUCGGACACACAAAAAGUGGCUCUAUGUGGUCAAUUGAUGGGCACAUCAUAUUUCCUCAAAGAUUGUUUCUUCAAGCCACGCAUUUUAUCACUACAGAAUGGUAAAUUUGUUCUCAAAGAGUUUGGUAGAUUUACACUGGCCGUUGGCACCGAUCGUAAUAUAGGUGAUCCACUGUUGGAACAUCGCGCCCAAUUAUUGAGUUCUUUGCUCAAGUUUUUUCACCGGGACCUGCAAACAUUAUACGAUCAAUAUGCCCAGCCAUCGAUGAUGACACCUGCUCAACCGCACAACAGUAGAAAUCUUAGUGAGAAACUAUAUCAUAUAUUUGAGACAUAUUUACCGAUGCUACAACGCAAUGGAAAUACUUUUCAGAAUGUUCCCAAAUUGCGUAUGCCCAAGACCGCCAGUCAUAUCUAUUUGGAGGCCAUACAGACUCUGCAAUGCUGUCAGCAGACGAAGGGCAUCUUGGGUGGUGUUAUACUCUAUCAUAAUAAAGUUGUAGCCUCUCAAUUGGGUGAUGUGGUUACCAAACAAUUGGUUCUUACCGAUCCACGUCACGUACGCACCACUGCUGAGCAAUUAUUAUCUCAACAAUUUCAUAUACCAAACGGUGUACAAAUGCUGGUGGUCUAUGUGGAACAGCAGCAGUAUCGCCAAUUGGCUGGCGAGGCGCAACGUGCUCAGAAUCUGCAGAUGAUGAGUACAUCUCAGUUGGCAUCCCAAAACGGUGGUCUACCCUUUCAGUACUCCAAAAGGAAAUUAAAGCGGGAUAAAUCAUUGAUUUUCACCCAUAUACCAGAGGAGGAACAUGCCGCGGAACAGAGUACUGUGGCUAGUACAAGUGAAAUGCCACCCGCCAGACCUAAAUCCAUGAGACCCACACAUUUGCCGCUGAGAUUAAAGAGCAUGCAGAGCAAAGAGUUACCUGAAUCGGGAAUUGCUUCGAUUAAUUUUGAUGAAACCGAUUCGUAUCCAGAGUUUAUAGGCCGUACUAGUGUCUGUAAUACGCCCAUGACGGAGAAUAAGGUGCUGCCGGUGGCCACUGUAAUGUCCAUAUGUGCUAAUCCUGAUGAACAACAACCACAACCGGAUGAUAAUUCCAAUGGCAAGCCGCAAUCGAGACGUAACUCUCUUAAAUUGGAUGUAGAGAAAUUCUUCCAGAAUUUUAUUAGUAAUCCGCAUAAGCAAAUUACACGACGUAAAUCUUCUGCGGAUUUGCAAGAAGCUCUGCGUAGCAUAUCCAAAAAGCUGGGACACAUUACCCAAGGCUUUAAGACGGAUGUAAAUCGUAAUGGCGAUGGCUCCACCAGCUUAUCACCAGAUUUUAUUGAAAAUGAUGAUGUUGAGGAGCGAGAGAAAACAUCUUGCCGUACGAUCAGUGAUCCCACCUAUCCCGUUUUUAACACCAAUGGCCAACAGAUCUCACGUAGCCUGUUCCAGCAGUUUUUAGAGCAAUAUCGUCGUCUCUGGGGAGUGGCCAGUGAACAGGCUCAACAGGAUGCGGAAUUGGCUGCCCUUGUCGAAGAGUUUCAAGAGUUUAACAUGGAAAUACAAAAGCUCGAUGAACAUAUGCGUCAACAGGCAGCCGAGGCGGCAGAUCGAAAUCUCAAUAUAUCGGCAGCGAAAACGCCCCUGGAUAAGAAAUCGAUGAGUUUGCCCCUGAAAUCGGCAGCCGGUGAAGAAAUGGCUGCCGUUUCUAGUUUUAAUCAACGUGCAAAUGGACGAUCAGGUGCAGGUGGGGUCCCAUUGACUCCCUUGAUGGCUAAACUUUCGGUAUUGGCACUCAGUGAGACAACACCGAUUGAAAUACAAACUCCAUUGACAUCAAGUAAGGUCUUUCCACGGCGCAGCUCUCUCAAAUGUGAAGAUGCCGUGGAUGCCCUCACUGCUCUCGAUAAUAACAAAUCUCAGACAGUUGCUCCAGCAACAAAUCAAACGACCGGUGACCUGCAACGCUUAGAAUUAUAUAUAUGUGGUCAACAGAAUAUGACGCUAUUGCUGCUCAUGGAGGAGGGCACUAGUCAACAACAGCCUAUAGUGCAGAAAAUGUUCGAUAUUUGUGUGGCCAAAUUCCCUCAUAUGGAAUCUCAAUUGAAUCAGACACUCAAUGUUAAUGUAGAGGGCGAUAAACGGGAUAGCAGUGAUUAUAGUUUUAUGUGCAUUGAUGCCAAAUGGGAUGUCCUAGAGCGUAAUGGUCCCUGGAAUCCUUUAGAGCUGAAUAUAUUAGAGAGUAUGCAUGCCGCACAUGAUAAAGGCCAGCAAUUGACUGAUUUAAUUUUGCGUUCCCAUGAUUCCGUCUAUUAUGGCUACAAAUGUGGACGCACAGAGUUCUUCUAUAAGGAGCCAACCCAUCAGAUAAAUGGCAUACCACCGCCCUCGGAUCCCAUUGGGAAUAUACAAAUGCGCGCCAAGACGCGUCUGGAGCGUGAUCAUUCCUAUAUGCUUUUCUAGGAGAACGAAGACGUAUCAAGAAACCUAAUAGACAAAUAAGCAAAGGAUAUAUAUAUAUACAUAUAUAAAAUACUCGCAUGAUUAGCCAAAAAAAAAAAAAAACAAAAGAAAAUAUGCCAAAUUUAUGCCAUCCGCUGUAACUUACUUUGCCAUCGUUGACAAGACAAGAAAUGUUUUUUUUUUUAUUGAACUGAGAAGCAUUCCAAACUUAAUGAAGUUUUUAAUUCAUUUAUUUAUGGCAUUUCAUUUCAUCUUGUUAUAACGAAACUUUGUGCCGUGCCGCUUUUAGCUUUGUUUUUAUUUCGUUUUCUGUCAAGUACAAAAAGAAUUUAUUUCUUUAGGAAAUUUUAUUUACAAUUGCCUGCACUGUUGUUUAAUUCUUAAGUCGAAUUUCAAAUUUCAAAUGCUUAAACCAAAAAAAAAACCUAUUCGUAAUGUAUGUAAAAAUGUAAUGUAUUUUAAGUCGCUUUUAUUAGAGAGUAUUUUGAAAGCGAUAAAAUUACAAGAAUAUGUGUAAAUUAAAUUGAAUAUUUUAGAUUUGGACCCAUAAGGAAUGUGCAAUAUUUAUUUUAUAAAAAUUUUGCGUUCAAUGUUAGCCUAAUACAUAUACAUACAUACAUAUAAAUAUAAAAGUAAUUAACAAAAUGAUUUGUAGACUUGCAAAGAAACAGAAUAAAAUGUGCAGUCCCAUCUGUGUUUUAGAAUUGAA